UGCUGGCACGGGGACCGUUGUUUUCCACCAGAAAGGAAUGGAGGAGCGCGUAAACUGAAGAGGAACUCGCUUUUGCCUGCUCUUACAGUAGUUUAUCCCAUCACUCCGUACUCGUCAGGCAACUUUAGGACGCGUGAGACAGGUACAGCUUUAUUUUCUGCAGCAUCUGCUGGUGCCAAACGCGAGGAGGAGGAGGAGGAGAGGCGAUGCGCCUUGCGGAGUGAGCAGAGGCUUUUCCUGGACCUCCACAUCUUCUCAUACAGUGAGGGCGAGAGGGAGGCGUGAUUGUGCGGCGCUUUGGAGAGAGUUCGCGGCGCUCUGAUGCGGUGGAGGUGCGCGCAAAAAGCCCGCAGGCGACGCGUCUGUCAUCAACAGAGCUUUGAGAAGCAGAAACUUUUAAUGGCCAAAUCAAUGGCUGUUUUAGUGCCCCGUGAUUCUGUGCACUGAAGUGAUUUGGAAUGAAGAUCUUAGUUUCUCUCCCGCAUUUAACGGAUCUGACAGACCAUUUCGUGUUGGCACCUCGGAUGGAUUUGCGAGUACAAUAAACAGACGUUUGCCAUUGCUAAUAGUGCGCUAACGCGCAAAAGUUUAAGUUGGCUUUGCCAUCGAGUUGAAAUGAUUGGGCUUCUGCAUAACUUAAUUCACUAAUUAGCAUUUUUAAACUCGCUUCAGCUACAAAAACAAAAGCACAAAAUGAACUUGUACGUCUUGAGUGUCCUUCUGACCUUGGAUUUAGCCACAGUGGCCGUCAGUUUAUCCACAUGCAGCACUCUGGACAUGGAGCAGUUCAAAAAGAAGCGGAUCGAGGCCAUCCGCGGUCAGAUCCUCAGUAAACUCAAGCUGAGCAGUCCUCCGGAGAUCUACCCCGAGCCCGAGGAGGUGUCCCGGGACAUCAUCGCCAUCUAUAACAGCACACGGGACCUGCUGCAAGAGAAAGCCAACGAGCGAGCGGCCACCUGCGAGAGACAGCGCAGCGAGGAGGAGUACUACGCCAAAGAAGUGCACAAGAUAGACAUGCAGCCCUUCUACCCUGCCGAGAAUGUCAUCUCUCCAACACAUUACAACCCGUACUUCAGGAGGCUCAGGUUUGACGUGAGCUCCAUAGAGAAGAACGCCUCGAACCUGGUGAAGGCAGAGCUCAGGAUCUUCAGGCUGCAGAACUCAAAGGCCCGUGUGUCUGAGCAGCGCAUUGAGCUUUACCAGAUUUUAGGUCAUAAAGACCUCACGUCACCCACGCAGCGCUACAUUGACAGCAAGGUGGUGCGCACCUGUACGGAGGGCGAGUGGCUGUCGUUUGACGUGACAGAGGCCGUCAGCGAGUGGCUGCUGCACAGAGGUAAAGGAGCGGGAGAUUGUGGAAGCCCUCAAGCCAUCGGGUUGAACAUCAGCUGCGUUUGUCUCCCAUCAUCCCACAGGAAUGUGCAGGACAACUGCUGUUUACGCUCUCUCUACAUCGACUUCAAGAAGGAUCUGGGCUGGAGGUGGAUCCACGAACCCAAAGGUUAUAACGCCAACUUCUGUGCGGGAGCCUGUCCGUAUUUGUGGAGCGCAGACACCCAGCACAGCACCAUCCUCGGCCUCUAUAACACCAUCAAUCCAGAAGCGUCCGCAUCUCCUUGCUGUGUGUCUCAGGAUCUGGAACCCCUCACAAUCCUUUACUACAUCGGAAAAACCCCCAAAAUCGAGCAGCUCUCCAACAUGAUUGUCAAGUCCUGCAAGUGCAGCUAGGAACCGAUCAACUCCGUUUCCGGAACACGCAUUCACACAGACAAACACACAGUAUUUAAAACCCAAUCACACACAUGCUGCGCAGAGUAUUUCCUACAAACUCUCAAAUGAUACCAAGAUGAUAGGUAAAAACACACAUCUGAAUGUGUGAACUUGUCGACAUGUGUCACAUCACCCGCUCAUCACUCUAUGGAUGUGAGUUUGGCAAACACUGGAAGUACGUGAUAGGUGUUUAUAUGUGAAGCAAGCGGAAGAGAAAAUCCCUUGUUCCAUUUAUUUCAAACAAACACUUCUGUUUUGUUUUUUGUUGUUGCUGUUGUCGUUCAUUUUGUUUCCUCAAAAAUACAGAUAUUGUUUGUUUGGUAAUAUAUAAAACCCAUUAUAUUGUUCACCAAUACUGGUGAAGAGCUGGAAACUUCUGGCAAACUGUUGCCGCAAACUGUACAGUUGUCGCAAAUGAACUUCGAGUUUGGUGCAAAUAAAGCCUUUUAUGCAUAAGGGUUGGCGACAGAAAGAUGAAAUAUUCCGGAAAGGUUCAUGCAAGCCUCAGAAACACAUAGUUUAGCCACCUUACAUGGUGUAAAAAAGGCCAAGACCAACAAGUUAUGUUGUUCCAAGCAUCCAAAAUACGUUUUGUUGCAUUGCAAAGAGUCAUUUAGAAACAUUCUCUACACAAGUACGCAACUGCAGACGCGAAUGCUGAAAAAAAGCAAAAUCAUUGCAUUCUUGUAUCACUGUGGCAGAAAAAAAUAGAGUUUCCAUCAAAUGUCUGUGCCAUUAAGCCAAAUGUUUAAUUAUGCAGAUAGCUGGAUAAAAACAUGUGGACAUUGCUCAGCAAAGAUUCUCUUCAAACGGUUGCUUUACCAUGACAGGAAUUGAUCUGAAAGAGAAGACGUUUUGUGCGCCCCUGAGAAAGCAACAUGUACUUGUGAUGUUAGUUGUGUUUCAGAGCUUAACAGCGUGUGAAACUGAGCUGGCAAAGCAAGAAGUGUUUACGAUUAUGUACGUAUAUGUGGAAGUGCGUUAAACGCCUUAUUCUGAAGUUUAUACAUUUAUGUCUAGCUAGCUCUUACUUUAUUCUUGACACAAAUCAUUUGUAAACACAAAAAUCCCAGGCAGAAAUGGUGCCUAUAACACGCACCUGAAAAUUAGUUUCUUUAGGAUGGGCAGAAGACAGUAUUUUAAGGUGACGUUGUUACAAUGUAAUUACACAAGUAUGUUCUGAGUAAUAUUAAUUAACUACAUGUGCUUAAUGUAGGGUUACGUACAUGUAACUAUGUCACCUUAAAAAAUAGUGUUCACAGUGAAUCAGCUGCAAACAGCCACACAUUUGCAUAAAAAGCAGGCGUUUCUGAAAAGAAUGACUGUGACUUUUAAGUACUCACCGCGCAGAGCUAUACCAGAGCAUGUCUUGCCUGGUUGAACUGGAAUAUGGGUGGUUAGUAAAUAACACGCUGGUAUUUGCGCUGAAAUACAGCAUGCAAAAGUGGCAACUUCGUGAAUUCAACUCAAGGUCCCUUAUUAGAGCAGGUGAAGCUGUGAUGUCACCAGUGCUGAAAGGAAGUGAUGUCAUCAGACUAGUACAGAGACUGAGGCGAUGGCAGGUCAUUUGCAAUACGAAUGUUUACAUGCACUAAUCAGAAUGAAUCCAGUCCGAAUCGGAUUCUCAAAGUUCUGUUUACAUGAGCCCUAAAUGUUGAUUCUGGUUUGCAUAUUUGUUUACAUGUGCAUUACAUUAAUCCGAACAAAACGUUAGCGCACAUGCAGUUCCCAGUCGCCACAUUCAUGACAUAUAUAUAUAUAUAUAUAUAUUUAGCAAAUAUUAAUAAAUAUUCCAUCUCCUCCACUGACCGGGUCAUAAGACAGAACAUGUAAAUAAACAUAAUACACGUUUGUAUGACGUAAGGCCUAUCGCUGAUGCAUAUUACUUACUAUUUUUGUGUAUUUUUUAAUCCGAUUGAGAAAAUAGUCAGAUUCAAGCAUUUACAUGCUUAUUUUUUCCUGUUUAAUGGAUUGUAUAAGGUGUGUAGACCUGCAAUAAUCCAAUCUACAA
Sinocyclocheilus anshuiensis is the source of this 3781-nucleotide messenger RNA. Its product is annotated as transforming growth factor beta-2-like. Gene Ontology annotation, molecular function: growth factor activity; cytokine activity; transforming growth factor beta receptor binding. Gene Ontology annotation, cellular component: extracellular region. Lineage: Eukaryota; Metazoa; Chordata; Actinopteri; Cypriniformes; Cyprinidae. Bases 694 to 1728 code for a protein of 344 amino acids. The record is from RefSeq and is a predicted model, not a curated record. Gene Ontology annotation, biological process: transforming growth factor beta receptor signaling pathway; regulation of cell population proliferation. The transcript is spliced from 5 exons.